Molecule: messenger RNA, 1011 nt
Organism: Cololabis saira (Pacific saury)
Lineage: Eukaryota; Metazoa; Chordata; Actinopteri; Beloniformes; Belonidae
Product: putative nuclease HARBI1
Exons: 4
Coding region: 1-1011 (336 amino acids)
Source: RefSeq, a predicted model, not a curated record
AUGCGCCUCUACCUGGGAGAGGGAGAGCUGCAGAGAGACUUCCGCCUGUCAAGGCAGAGUGUGGGGGCCCUCAUCCAGUCCCUCGGCUACAACAAGGAGCACGGCUGGGGAAAACACAUUGAAGUGGGCAUUUACUUAUAUUGGCUGGCCAGUGCCACCUCCUACAGGGUGGUGUCGGAGGCCUUCGACGUGCCCACGACCACAGUGUUUGAUAUUGUGCAUCGUGUGGCUAAAAACAUGAUGGCUAUACUUAAGAGGGUCAUCCAUUUCCCUGCUGAGGAUGAGCUGGUGGGGAUAGGGGAAGGCUUCGCCCGCCUGGCUGGCUCCCGGGCCUUCAGCCAUGUAGCUGGCAGCAUCGACGGCACCCACAUCCGGAUCAAGCCACCUGCAGCAAACAAGGUCGACUAUCUGAAUAGGAAACUUUUCCACUCGAUCCAGCUGCAGGUGGUCUGUGAUCACAGAGGACGCUUCAUAAACAUCUUCACAGGUCUACCUGGUGCAGUGCACGACGCACGGGUCUUGCGGUGGAGCUCGCUGUACUACAAGCGGCUCUACCCACCUCCUGGCUGGAUCCUCAUUGGGGAUGGGGGAUAUCCCUGCCUGACAGCACCGAUAGCCCUGAUGACCCCGUACAGGGAGCCGGUGCAGAAUCCGGUGCAGGCCAGAUACAAUCGCCACCAUUCCAAGGCCAGAUGUGUGGUGGAGAGGGCGAUUGGCAUGAUGAAGAACCGGUGGCGCAGCAUCUUCUUCAAGGCUCUCGAGGUUAAACCUACUUUUGUGCCGCUGGUGGUGUCCUCAUGUGCCUUCCUGCACAAUAUAUGCAUCAGCAACGGUGACAUGGUGGAGCCAGAUGAGGAUGUCCCGGAAGAUGACGGGGACGACCAGCCAGAGGACCAAAGGCCUGGGGAAAACCUCCGGAACAGGAUGGCUGCAGAGAUUUCUGCUCCUGGUGCUGCCAUUCCUGCACUGCAGGAGCAUGACUAUAUUGGUCAUGUUUCUGCAAACAAUUAA